AUGACAGCCGACUCUCUCCAUUCGCCUAGCCAAGGGGCUAACCCAGGCUCUCCCAAUUUGCACAGGGCUUCUCCGUCGGGCUGCAAGGUGGAGCCGCUGUUAAUCAAAGCAGAGCCCAGGGGGAGCCCAGCGGAGAGAGGAGAAGAGCUGCCUGCGGAAGAACAGACGCCUUGUCCCGGCGCAGGAGGCGGCGGCGGCGGCCGUCGGAGGAAGCGCCCGGUGCAACGCGGUAAGCCGCCCUAUUCGUACAUCGCGCUGAUCGCCAUGGCCAUCGCCAACGCGCCCGAGCGCCGGCUGACGCUGGGCGGCAUCUACAAGUUCAUCACGGAGCGCUUCCCCUUCUACCGAGAGAACCCCAAGAAGUGGCAGAACUCCAUCCGCCACAACCUGACGCUCAACGACUGCUUCGUCAAGAUUCCCCGCGAGCCGGGCCACCCGGGCAAAGGCAACUACUGGACCCUGGACCCGGCCGCCGAGGACAUGUUCGACAAUGGCAGCUUUCUGCGCCGCAGGAAGCGCUUCAAGCGCACCGACCUCACAACAUACCCGGGCUACGUGCAUAGCGCCAGCGCCUUUACGCCUAGCCCAAGCCCGGUAGUUGCCCGGCCGGGCCCUUGCAACGGCUCCGGAGGCGUCGGUUACCCGGGCAGCAGUGGCCCCAUCUAUUCACCCGGCGGCGCUGCUUACAACACGCAACUGGCCGGCCUUCCCCAAUACCCCGGGGCGCCCCCUGCGCUGCCGCCGCGGAUGUUCAGCAUCGACAGCCUCAUCAGCUCCCAGCAGCAGCAGCAGCAGCAACAAGCCGCGGCUCUGCAGGCCUCCCCAGUGGGGGCAGAACUGGGACAUCACGCCUUGGGGCUGAGUGGCGCCGGCGAAUUGGGCAGUUGCCCCGUGGGCAAUCCGGAGGCCUGUUUCCAGACGCAGCAAGUUAGCCCUGGCUUGCUGGGCCGACAGCCCCCGGCCAUGGCCUACCCGUACUCGGCCUCCCCGCCAGGCCACCUAGCGGUGCCUCAAGGGGCCUAUUCCCCGCCCAACGCGCAGCUCUACGGCGCCUCCAACCGGCUGGGCCUGCAACCUGGGCGCCCUGCCUCUUCCUGCGCCGACCACGCUGAACAACUGCUGGGCCUGGCAGCCUCCCAACUCAAUGGCCUGGGCCAGUUCGGAAGCGCUGCCAAUAACUCUUACAUGAGGCAGUCCAAUUUCCCUUCUGGUCUCGAAAGAUACCUGUGA
Messenger RNA from Elgaria multicarinata webbii, 1230 nucleotides. RefSeq names its product forkhead box E3 (gene FOXE3). Lineage: Eukaryota; Metazoa; Chordata; Lepidosauria; Squamata; Anguidae. Bases 1 to 1230 code for a protein of 409 amino acids. Gene Ontology annotation, biological process: anatomical structure morphogenesis; regulation of transcription by RNA polymerase II; cell differentiation. The transcript has a single exon. The record is from RefSeq and is a predicted model, not a curated record. Gene Ontology annotation, molecular function: RNA polymerase II cis-regulatory region sequence-specific DNA binding; DNA-binding transcription factor activity, RNA polymerase II-specific.